UAGGUGUCCCCACGUUAUCUCUAAACCAUUAGCAACCAUGUAAUAGCAUAGCAUCCCCAAUUUCACCCUCUCAUGGCCAUGUCCACGCUCCUCUCCCUGUCCGUGUCUAUCCACCCACCAAAACCUUUGCAAAAACCCAAUUCAAUGUGUACCCAACCUAACUCUAUUUCGAGAAGACAAGUGUUUUUCACUGGUUCUAAUUUAUUGCUCUCUCAAUUAAUUCCAAAAUCCGACGCCCAAACCAAUUCCAAUAGUUUUCUUUCAGGUAUUGCCAAUACUAAGUCUUGGUUCCAAUUCUAUGGCGACGGCUUUUCUAUUCGUGUUCCACCGGAAUUUCAGGACCUCACUGAGCCGGAGGAUUAUAAUGCUGGCCUAUCACUAUAUGGAGAUAAGGCUAAGCCCAAAAAAUUUGCAGCACGUUUUGCUUCUUCUGAUGGAUCCGAAGUUUUAAGUGUCAUAAUUCGUCCAUCCAAUCAGCUGAAGAUCACUUUCUUAGAGGCUAAAGAUAUUACUGAUUUAGGUUCACUUAAGGAGGCAGCAAAAAUAUUUGUUCCAGCUGGCUCAACACUAUAUUCUGUCCGCACAAUAAAAAUUAAAGAAGAUGAGGGUUUCAGGACAUACUAUUUUUAUGAAUUUGUGAGAAAUGAGCAACACGUUGCAUUAGUGGCUGGUGUUAACAGUGGAAAGGCCGUCAUUGCUGGUGCCACGGCCCCCGAAAGCAAAUGGGCCGAGGAUGGUUUGAAGCUCCGAUCUGCUGCAGUAUCAAUGACAAUUCUAUAAGCAGAAUCCAAGGAUUAACAAUCUCCAUCAUCCAUUCAAUAGCAAUGUUUCUGCUGUUUUGCAAAGCUAUAACCUCACUAAAGAAAAAAAUCGGAGGAAGACCAACACUCUACGCUAUGGUUAAGCCGUAAUGAAAUUGCAUGACAAUUAUUCUUUAAAUCUUCAUCAUUUACAAUUAAAAUGGUAAGUUGCAUGUA
Solanum lycopersicum (tomato) is the source of this 977-nucleotide messenger RNA. RefSeq lists its product as uncharacterized. The record is from RefSeq and is a predicted model, not a curated record. Gene Ontology annotation, cellular component: chloroplast. Lineage: Eukaryota; Viridiplantae; Streptophyta; Magnoliopsida; Solanales; Solanaceae.